AUGCCGUUCCUCCGUCGUGUUUGUGCAAUCUUGCACAUCGGCAAGAACGAACCUGAGAAAUUCAACUUCAAUGAGUGCGGCAAAUGGCUUGAUAUGGGCUCCGAAGGAUACAUUACAGAAGGCUUCGUUGGAUACUAUACCUGCCCAACCUGCCGCACCAAAAUCAACGCCUACCGCUCCGUUGAGCAAACCGAGACCACCACGAUCGACUACCUGCGCUUCGAGCAAAUCAUCGAGAAUGGAAGCGGCCGCUGCGUCAUGCAAAUGCCCAUCACCUUCGAGAAGGAGUUCGUCGCUAUGGAGAAAGGCCUGCUCAGUCAGAAGACCCUGGGAACGCCAUGCGCAUGCGAGGUUGUGAAGGAGAAGUUCUUUGCUAGCUGCAAGUGUGUGGGUUGUGGUACGACGAUGAACUUUUAUAAUCAGGUGAAGAAGUGCAAGGAUGUUGGCAAGCUGAGGUGGUUUUUGGCGAGGAAGGACGACAAGUCCAUUAAAGAGAAGUUGAGCUGGGAGGAGUAUGCUUUGGAGAAGUAA
Cadophora gregata is the source of this 531-nucleotide messenger RNA. RefSeq lists its product as uncharacterized. Bases 1 to 531 code for a protein of 176 amino acids. NCBI's taxonomy places the organism in Eukaryota, Fungi, Ascomycota, Leotiomycetes, Helotiales, Ploettnerulaceae. The record is from RefSeq and is a predicted model, not a curated record. The transcript has 2 exons.